Messenger RNA from Jaculus jaculus (lesser Egyptian jerboa), 953 nucleotides. It is a transcript of the gene Csnk2b, whose product is annotated as casein kinase 2 beta. Gene Ontology annotation, cellular component: cytoplasm; protein kinase CK2 complex. Gene Ontology annotation, molecular function: protein kinase regulator activity. NCBI's taxonomy places the organism in Eukaryota, Metazoa, Chordata, Mammalia, Rodentia, Dipodidae. The coding region runs from base 164 to 811 and encodes 215 amino acids. The record is from RefSeq and is a predicted model, not a curated record. The transcript has 7 exons.
UGCCCUCUUCCCUCCCGUCACUGGUUUCCACUCCCCCCCAGCCCUCUCGUCUUGCCGCGGUCUGGUCCGCGGCCUGCGCUGAAGCGGUCGCCGCCGUUCCUUGGAAGCUGCGGCUCCCCUCCCCCAUCCCAAUCCCGGUCCCCGUCCGGCUGCCGACGUGAAGAUGAGCAGCUCCGAGGAGGUGUCCUGGAUUUCCUGGUUCUGUGGGCUCCGUGGCAAUGAAUUCUUCUGUGAAGUAGAUGAAGACUACAUCCAGGACAAAUUUAAUCUUACUGGACUCAAUGAACAGGUGCCUCACUAUCGACAAGCUCUAGAUAUGAUUUUGGACUUGGAGCCUGAUGAAGAGCUGGAAGAUAACCCCAACCAGAGUGACUUGAUUGAACAGGCAGCCGAGAUGCUUUAUGGAUUGAUUCAUGCCCGAUACAUCCUCACCAACCGAGGCAUCGCCCAAAUGUUGGAAAAGUACCAGCAAGGAGACUUUGGCUACUGUCCUCGUGUGUACUGUGAGAACCAGCCAAUGCUUCCCAUUGGCCUUUCGGACAUCCCAGGUGAGGCCAUGGUGAAGCUCUACUGCCCCAAGUGCAUGGACGUGUACACACCCAAGUCGUCGCGGCACCACCACACGGACGGCGCGUACUUCGGCACUGGUUUCCCUCACAUGCUCUUCAUGGUGCAUCCCGAGUACCGGCCCAAGCGACCAGCCAACCAGUUCGUGCCCAGGCUCUAUGGUUUCAAGAUCCAUCCAAUGGCUUACCAGCUGCAGCUCCAAGCCGCCAGCAACUUCAAGAGUCCAGUCAAGACGAUUCGCUGAUUCCCUGCCCCACCUGUCCCUCAGCCUUUGACACCUCCAUUCCUUUGCUGCCGCCCUUUCAGGAGCCCUUUAUGGUUUUUAGUUUAAAUUAAAGGAAUCAUUAUUGUGGUGGGAAUAUGAAAUAAAAUGGACAAAAAGGCCA